AUGACUUCAGUUCCAAUUCUACCCUCUUCAAAUUGGCAAAAACUUAAAUCCAAAAUUGUUAAAGAAACCACUAAAACUAAUAAAAAUAAACGAAAGCGUAAUGAAACGGAACACAAAUCAAAUAAAAGUGUGAAAACCAGUUCAAAUGGUUCGGCAACAAAAGUUAGAACGACUCAAAUAAGUGAUUUAUGGUUCGAUGAUAUUAAAAAAAGUGGAUUUAAUCAAAUGAGUGAAUACUCUUCAAGAGAAAGUUCUUUAGUAUCAGAAGUUUCCUCUACAAAUAAUAAAACAAAAAUUGGGAAAUAUGUUGCAAUUGAUUGUGAAAUGGUUGGAGUUGGACCUGGUGGAAUUCAAUCGGCUCUUGCAAAAGUGACGAUAGUAAAUUACUAUGGUGUGAUCAUAUUAGAUAAAUAUGUUAGACCUAUAGAAAGAGUUACGGACUUUAGAACUGAAAUUAGUGGAAUUACACCAAAAUUAUUAGUAAAUUCACAUGAUUUUAAACAAGUCCAACAAGAAGUUUACAACAUAAUUAAAGAUAGAAUAGUAGUUGGACACGCUCUUCACCAUGAUUUUAAAAUGUUAAUGCUAGACCAUCCACGCAAGAUGAUACGUGAUACUUCGUUAUAUAAACCAUUUCGUCAAAUUACUAAGGGAAAAACACCUUCAUUAAAACGUCUUGCAAGUGAAGAAUUAGGAAUGACAAUUCAAACGGGAAGACACUCCUCAGUUGAAGAUGCACAAGUUUGCAUGAUGUUAUAUCGUAAACAUAAAGAACAAUGGGAACAACGAGAUUUUAUAAAAAAAUCCAUUAAUGUGAAAUAA
This is a messenger RNA of Funneliformis mosseae, 822 nucleotides long. Lineage: Eukaryota; Fungi; Glomeromycota; Glomeromycetes; Glomerales; Glomeraceae. The record is from the annotation of a GenBank genome assembly.